CCUGCUUGACUUACGCAUUGUCUUCCACCUUGAACCAAAAACAGCAAGACAAGCUGCUACGAGUUAACAGAAAUUGAUUCCACUAUAAACACAGACAUUAUUUAUAGCAACUUCCAUAUAUCGGUAUCACCUGUGACCCGGGCUUAAUUCAUUCUAUUCAUUAAUUAUCUUGAAUUCCAUAGUUCUUUUCACUGUCUCCUUUUGGUUAUCAUCCAUGGAGCACCAAAAAUCAGAUGAGAAGGCUGCAUUGGAGGUUGAAAAUGAUGGCAGUGACUUUAAGGUUCAUGUGUUCUCUUCAUCUUCAGAGUUGCUUGAAAGGCUUCAUGAGAAAUGGAGUUCAGUGAAAAAGCAACCGUACCCAGCAAUGUAUUCAAGUGUGUAUGGUGGAAUCAUUCUGGAUCCAGCAAUGAUGGUAAUUCCAAUAGAUGAUCACAUGGUUCAUAGAGGGCAUGGUGUCUUCGAUACAUCUAUCAUCUUUGAUGGAUAUCUAUAUGAACUGGAUGUCCAUUUGGAUCGCUUUCUUCGAUCAGCAUCAAGAGCAAAGAUAACCUCUCCUUUCCCUCGCUCAGCUCUUCGAAGCAUUCUUAUUCAAAUGACAGCAGCCUCAAAAUGCAAGAAAGGAACUUUAAGAUUCUGGCUAAGUGCAGGCCCUGGAAACUUCUCAUUGUCACCUGCAGGACUCCCGACUUCUGCUUUCUAUGCUGUAGUCAUCGAUGAUGACUUUUCCCAGCGCAAAGAAGGUGUUAAAGUGAUAACAUCUACUGUUCCCAUGAAGUCACCCGAGUUUGCAACAAUGAAAAAUGUGAACUAUCUCCCAAAUGUCCUCUCUGUAAUGGAAGCUGAAGAGAAGGGAGCAUCUUCUUCUAUCUGGGUUGAUGAUAAAGGCUAUAUCGCUGAAGGUCCAAAUGUGAAUGUAGCUUUUAUAACCCAAGAUAAGGAGCUUAUCUUGCCUGCCUUUGAUAAAAUCCUUAGUGGUUGCACCGCAUUAAGGCUUCUUCAAUUGGCAAAUAAAUUAGUCGAGCAAGGACGAUUAAAAGGUGUUAAAACUGAUAAUAUUACUGUUGAUGAGGCUAAGAAAGCAGCUGAAAUGAUGUAUGUUGGAAGCACACUUCCUUUGUUGCCAAUUGUUACAUGGGAUGAGCAAUCUAUUGGAGAUGGUCAGGUGGGAGAAUUGACAAUUGCGCUCUCCGAUUUGCUAUGGGAGGAUAUGGUUGAAGGCCCGGGUUUACAGAGGAUACCAGUCACUUAUGAGUAGCUUGCGGCAUAUUUGAUUCAAUAAGUUAGAAAAUUAAGGAAUGAUUUCAACUUAAUAUUUAGCUCUUCUCUGCAUGCGGUUGUUUAAUUCUUGUUCAUGGAAUAAAUGAUCAGUUUAAACUUUUUCUCUUGUUGUUCAAAA
Molecule: messenger RNA, 1396 nt
Organism: Jatropha curcas
Lineage: Eukaryota; Viridiplantae; Streptophyta; Magnoliopsida; Malpighiales; Euphorbiaceae
Product: D-amino-acid transaminase, chloroplastic
Biological process (GO): carboxylic acid metabolic process
Molecular function (GO): catalytic activity
Source: RefSeq, a predicted model, not a curated record